GACAUGAGUGGUUACAAACAAUAUGAUGAUGUUGAACCUUAUAGACAAAGAAUUCGAGAUCUUGAAGCUUAAUUAUAGAGAAUGGACGUUAGAUUUAGUAAUGUUCUUACUCAUGCUGGGAAAGGAGAUACAUAAUUUAAUAACGAUUUGCAUGUAGAAUUAGAGAAAAUGACAAAAUAAAUGAUAUAAAAGAGAAGUGAAGCUGAAUUAUGGAAAUAAAAAUAUGAAUAAUAAUUAUCAUCAACUAUGUAGAUGAGAAAUAAUUAUGAAUUAGAAUUAUAAUAAUUAUCAAAGGAAGUUUAGAGGUUGCUUGAUAAGAUAGAUUAAUUUGAAUAUGAGAAAAGAUUGAAUGAUAAAUAAUUAGUUAGAGAAACAUUAUAAGAUAAGGAUUUAGAGAUAGAUGAUUUAGUGAGUAAAUUACAGAGAAUGAGAUUAGAACAUGAAAAUGAAUCAUAAAGACUAUUAAAUGAGAAUGAUAAUUUAAGACAUAAGAUAAAUCAAAUUGAAUUGGAUAGAUAAAAGUAUGAUAUUAUUUAUAUUAUUUAAUAGAGAGUUAGAACAGAUGAGAUUUAAGAUAGAGACAUUUCAUUCAUAAAAUUUAGAUAAUUUAAGAAAAACUCAUUAGAGUUAAAUAUCAGUUGUUGAAUCAGAAAUUGAUAAAUUAAGAGGAUUGUUGGAAAUUAAAAAUAAUGAAAUUGAAACAUUGCUUUAAUAAAAUAUGAAAUUAAAAGCUUCAUAUGAAAAUUAAAUAAAUGAAUUAAAUGCUUAAUUUGAUGGUUAAAAAUCUAAGUAUUAAAAAUAAGAAAUAAUUCAUCGAGAUUAAUUAAAUUAAUUAUAAUAGUAAUUGUUGGAUGAAUAAAAAUUUAGUAUGUAAUCUUUAAGCAAGAAUUAUGAAUAAAGUAUAUUAACUUUAGAAAAAGAAAUUGUAACUCAUUAAAAGAAAAAUGAUAAUUUAUCAAAAGAAAUCUAAGAGUUAAUAAAUGAAAAGACAUAAUUAGAGAGACAAUGUGAAUUAUUAAGAAAAGAUAAUGAAAUUUUGAAAUAGAGAUUGACAUAAAUUGAAUAAAUAAAGUAAAAAGAUUUAUAAUAUAUGGAAUCAGAAUUAUUAUAAACAAAACAAUCAUAAAUAGAAGUUGAAAAUGUUUAUAAGCAAUAAGUGAUUAAAUUAGAAAAUGAAUUAUAAAUCUAAACAGAAAAAGAGAUAGUAAAGAAUAAAGAAGUAGAAACUCAGAUCUAAUAAUUUAUUUUAAUAAAAUAAGCUUUAGAAGAAGAUCUAUAACAUUUAAGAUAAUAAAAUUUAACUUUAAAUGAACAAAUAAAAGAAUUAGAAAAAAUAGCUUCAUUCGAAUAAGAAGAAUGGAAAGUCAAAUUGCAAUAAAAUGAGUAUAUGUUAAAAGAUAAAAUUCGUAAUCUUGAAAACAAAGUUGAUUUAUUAAAUUAAGAAUUAAGAAAAUAAAAAGAAUUAACUGAUUCUUAAAUAAGAUAGAUUCCAGAAAGAGAAUUCAAAGCUUUAAUUGAAGAAAUUGAAUAAUUAAAAACAAAAUAAGUGUUGUAAGAAAGAGAUAAAUUAAAAGAACGAGAAGAUUUAAGAACAAAGCUUGAAUAAUCACAUCAUUAUCAAAUAGAAAAUUUAAAAGCAGCCUUUAAUACUUAAAUCAGAAUUCUUGAAUAAGAAAAUAAGGAUUCUAAAAAUAUUAUCACAUAAAAAGAGAAUACAAUUUAAGAAUUAUUACAUAAAUAUUAGAAUUUAGAAUCUGCAUAUAGUGGAUAAACUAUUGGACCAUAAGAAUAAGCAUCCAAAAAUAUUUAUUAAGCAUAUAUUCGUUCAUCAAAUAGACAAUCAUCAUUACGUAAAUAAUAAUGA
This is a messenger RNA of Paramecium pentaurelia, 1864 nucleotides long. The record is from the annotation of a GenBank genome assembly. Lineage: Eukaryota; Ciliophora; Oligohymenophorea; Peniculida; Parameciidae.